Pundamilia nyererei is the source of this 3350-nucleotide messenger RNA. It is a transcript of the gene ntn4, whose product is annotated as netrin 4. Gene Ontology annotation, cellular component: laminin trimer. The transcript has 10 exons. The coding region runs from base 514 to 2394 and encodes 626 amino acids. NCBI's taxonomy places the organism in Eukaryota, Metazoa, Chordata, Actinopteri, Cichliformes, Cichlidae. Gene Ontology annotation, biological process: substrate adhesion-dependent cell spreading; basement membrane assembly; axon guidance. Gene Ontology annotation, molecular function: protein binding. The record is from RefSeq and is a predicted model, not a curated record.
GUGGUCCCGGGUCCUCGUGCCGGGACCCCGCUGGUGCGAAGAUGAGGCUGGGAGCACAAACUGGAAUGUUCCUUUAAGUCGCAGAAAAAUCCGGAGGGAGAGGCGGAGCUGGCGCACAGCGCUGUCACCGCACCUCCUCUGCGUCUCCGUGCGCCCUCAGAGGCAGAUCACCGCAGGGAGAUGAACCACGCCGCAGGUCCCGGAGCAGCAGACGAGCCAGGCAGACCCGUUUACUUUUCUUCCUCCUCCUCGGCCCUCCUCCUUUCUCUACGGGACACCUCACACCGUCCGGGAUCAUGCUGUUCCUUCAUACGGCUGAGUUAUCAUCGCCCUGUUGGAUCGCAGCUGAGUGAAAGAGAAAGUCCACACUGGAGCUGAACCCUGCGCACUUGCCUUGUUUUUUUAAACUUUGCCACUGUGGAUGAGCUCCCUGAUUUCUGAGUAACUCCAGCGGAUUUUCUGGCUCGCUUUUCUUCCCCACAUAUCUUGGACUAUUCCCACAGCAGAGGAGAUAUGUUUUUCUUGUUCGUGGUCAGCCUGGCUGUGUUUUCAGAUGCAGGUCUGUCUGAGGUGGUGUUUAAUGGGGGCGUGGCCCCCCGUUGUGAGAACCGCGCCUGCAACCCCCGCAUGGGGAACCUUGCCUUGGGUCGCAGGGUGCUGACGCAGACCGUCUGUGGCAACAACGGCAGCGAGCUCCACUGCUUCUACUCCGACCCCGACGCCAACCUGGCCUGCAGCCCCGCCAAGUGCACCAAAUGCAACGCCGGCCUGCCCCACCUGUCCCAUCUGGCCGGGGCCAUGUCCGACUCCUCCUUCCGUCACCCGAACACCUGGUGGCAGUCGGCUGGAGGGGUGGAGUCGGAGACUGUGCAGCUGGACCUGGAGACUGAGUUCUACUUCACGCAUCUCAUCCUGGUGUUUCGCUCACCUAGGCCUGCCGCCAUGACUCUGGAGCGCUCGCAGGACUUCGGGAGAACUUGGAGGAUGAUGCAGUACUACGCCACCAACUGCAGCGCCGCCUUCAGGCUGGAAGAGGGAAAGGCAGGCAUUGGCCAGGAUGGCGCCACCUGCACGUCCAAGUACUCAGGCGCCUACCCCUGCAACCGCGGAGAGGUGAUCUACCGAACCCUUCCGAAGUGGGAGUCCGUGGAUCCUUACGGGCUGAAGGGCCAGCAGCAGCUGAAGGUGACCAACAUCCGGAUCAGACUGCUGAAGCAUCAGAAGUGUCCCUGCCAGGCCAAAGACCUCACCUCCGCACACGAACCCCUCCCCACCCGACACUUCGCCAUCUACGACCUGAUAGUGAAGGGGAGCUGCUUCUGUAACGGCCACGCCGAUCAGUGUGUCCCCAUGCCGGGAUACCAGCCCAUCAGAGACCGGACCAACCACGUGGUCCAUGGGAAGUGUGUGUGCAGACACAACACUGCAGGUGAUCACUGCGAGCGCUGCGCUCCUCUGUACAACGACAGACCGUGGCAGCCUGCCGAUGGACUGACGGGAGCGCCGCAUGAAUGUCGGAAGUGCAAGUGUAACGGACAUGCUCAGAACUGCCGCUUUGAUUGGACAGCGUGGCGAGAGUCUGGCCAGCGAAGCGGAGGCAUCUGCGAUUGUCUGCACAACACUGAAGGGCGACAGUGUGAGAAAUGCAAGCCAGGCUUUUACAGAGAUCCCAACCGACCGCACGCCGCCCCCGACUCCUGCAAACCAUGUAAUUGUCACCCCAUGGGCUCAAUGCCCUUCCACUUGGCAGACGGCUCGCUCUGUGACCCCGCAAACGGGAACUGCAUCUGCAAACCAGGCGUCGGUGGAGCCCACUGUGACAGGUGCAUGGUGGGAUACUGGGGCUUUCACGAAUACGGAUGCCGUCCAUGUGAAUGUGCAGGAGACUGUGAUCCGUUUACUGGAGACUGCAUGUUUGGCUCUGAUCUGGAGUUGUACCACCUGGACAGAAACGCCAGUGAGUCAGUCAGAAUCUUCAGAACGGACGAACUCUUCUCUGCUCUUCACUUAGAGAAGUGUGAGUGCCAAGAGCAAAGUCUGACCAACAGCAAACUCUUUUGCACCAUGAAUUAUGCAUACGUGCUGAAGGUGAGAGUGCUAGCAGCUCACGAUAAGGGCUCCCAUGCUGAGGUGGAGGUCAAAGUUCAGAAGGUACUCAGUCAGAACACCAAAAUGAAGAUACAGCGCAGUCGCGUCACCCUUUACCCCGAGUCCUGGACCGCACGGGGCUGCACCUGCCCUAUCCUCAAUCCAGGCGUGGAGUACCUGGUGGCUGGCCACUUGGAUCGUAAGCGGGGCCGCUUCCUGGUCAACAUGAAGAGCUUUGUCAAGCCUUGGAAAGCAAGUUUGGGCCGCAAAGUUCUCACUUUACUCAAGAAAGACUGCAAUUGGUAGAUGGGUAAUUUAGAAAAACAGCACCGGAGGGACAGCUGACGUGACGGAUGUUGGUUUCCCAUCUUCUAGGUGUGGAUUAUUGGGUCGCACAGGUCUGAGAGCAGGUUUUUAAGGGACGGGGACUAAGAUUGAGGCCCUACCUGUUUCCACUGCCGAGAGCUCAAAGCUAGUGGCAGACUGCACAAGCUAAAAGCACACAGGACGCAAUUUCAUUAAGACACGUCCAUCUCGCAUCUGUCUCUAAUUCUUGCAUUCUCAUAUAGGAGUCAAGAAAAUGUUUUCUUUGCUGUCGCUGCUGCAGCUCAAGAAUUUCAGCAGCAUGUCCGAGAACUGAGCGACACUUUCUCCUCCUCUGCAGCACUUUAUCCUCAGAAGGACAGAAGGAGGGAAUAUGGACACACAAACAGAGGAGCAUUAAUAAUACAAACUCGCACACACGUAAAACCUUCCUUUUUUUUGUUUGUUUUUUUUACAGUGGACACACUCACAGAGGCAGCAAGUGUGUGUGUGCUGCAGACACAAUGUGCGAAGUGUGACGCUGAACAAGCCAUACAAGCCACUACAGGUGGUUAAAUCUUAGCCAGUCCAGGUGUGCCUGUGUUGAAAUCAGAGCGACUGGAUUUCACCCCAAUCGUGAAUGUAUUUGUCUGUGUGUGUGUGUGUGUGAGAGAGAGAGAGGAAGAGAAAGAGAGAAUGUGGUUGAAUGCAGCAGUACAUAUAUAUAUAUUAUGAGCACAGUCCAGAUUGAGUCCAGCUCUUAAGCUUUUCUAUAGUUUUCAACCGUUCCAAUGUUUAUAAUGCAGAACGCUGUACAUUAAUUUCGCUCAUAUUUACACUCAGAAAUCAGAAAACGUGUUAUUCCUUCCUUUUUGUGCUCAUGUACAGUAUUAUUUUGUAUAUAUCUAUAUAAAUAUUAUGCCAUAUCUUUCUCCAGUUGUUUUUUUUUUUCAUGGUAA